ACUGGUGAUCUUAGGGGAAUGUGCUGCAGAACCUCAGGGAGGCCAACAGCAGGAGCAGAGAGAUAAGGGAGAGGGGACAGCCGCAGAGACUGGGACACAGCCAGCCAGGCUUCCCCUCAGGAAAUACUGGUAGCCAAACUGGCUGAUGGACUUGCAUUACCUCCCUGGAAGAAGAGGGCCAGGUGGGCCUAAGAGUCAAAGACCCUGAACCCCCUGGGGCUGGGGGAGAGGAGAGCUGGCUGACUCAGACCUGGUCCACCUGCCUGGGUCAGGGAGCCGUCUGGUGACAGCCUCUGGCUGAGCAUGGCCCUCCCAGUCCUGGGUCUGGACUCCUGGAGCCUCCUGGGUCUCUUCUUCUUUCAACUGCUGUUGCUGUUGCUGUCACCUCCGACCGCAGAGAGUGGUGGGCAGGGACCUGUGCCCAGGGUCAAAUAUUAUGCGGGGGAUGGACGCAGGGCAUUGAGCUUCUUCCAUAAGAAGGGCCUCCAGGACUUUGACACUCUCCUCCUGAGUGGUGAUGAAAACACUCUCUAUGUGGGGGCUCGAGAGGCCAUUCUGGCCUUGAAUAUCCAGGAUCCAGGAGUUCCAAAGCUAAGGAACAUGAUACCCUGGCCAGCCAGUGACAGAAAAAAGAGUGAAUGUGCCUUUAAGAAGAGUAAUGAGACGCAGUGCUUCAAUUUCAUUCGUGUCCUGGUCUCUUUCAACACCACUCAUCUCUAUGCCUGUGGCACCUUUGCCUUCAGCCCAGCUUGUACCUUCAUUGAACUUCAAGAUUCCAACCUGUUACCCAUCUUAGAGAACAAGGUCAUGGAAGGAAAAGGCCAAAGCCCCUUUGACCCUGCUCACAAGAACACAGCUGUCUUGGUGGAUGGGAUGCUCUAUUCUGGCACCAUGAACAACUUCCUGGGCAGUGAGCCCAUCCUGAUGCGCACUCUGGGCUCUCAGCCUGUCCUCAAGACUGACACCUUCCUCCGCUGGCUGCACCCGGACGCCUCCUUCGUGGCAGCCAUCCCUUCGACUGAGGUCGUCUACUUCUUCUUCGAGGAGACAGCCAGCGAGUUUGACUUUUUUGAGAAGCUCCAUACAUCCCGGGUGGCUCAAGUCUGCAAGAAUGACGUGGGCGGUGAGAAGCUGCUGCAGAAGAAAUGGACCACUUUCCUGAAGGCCCAGCUGCUCUGUACCCAACCCGGGCAGCUGCCCUUCAACAUCAUCCGCCACGCGGUUCUACUGCCCGCCGAUUCUCCCUCGGUUCUCCGCAUCUAUGCAGUCUUCACCUCCCAGUGGCAGGUCGGUGGGACCAGGAGUUCUGCAGUGUGUGCCUUCUCUGUCAUGGACAUUGAGAACGUCUUUAAGGGGAAAUACAAGGAAUUAAACAAAGAAACUUCACGCUGGACUACUUAUAGCGACAGUGAGAUCAAUCCCCGGCCAGGCAGUUGCUCUGUGGGUCCCUCCUCUGAUAAAGUUUUGACCUUCAUGAAGGACCAUUUCCUGAUGGAUAAGCAGGUAGUGGGGACGCCCCUGCUGGUGAAGUCUGGUGUGGAGUACACACAGCUUGCAGUGGAGACAGCACAGGGCCUUGAUGGGCGAGAUCAUCUGGUCAUGUACCUGGGCACCUCCACAGGGUCCCUGCACAAGGCUGUGGUGAGUGGGGAUAGCAAUGCCUAUCUGGUAGAGGAAAUCCAGCUGUUCCCUGACCCUGAACCUGUUCGUAACCUGCAACUGGCCCCCACCCAGGGUGCACUCUUUGUUGGCUCCUCAGGAGGUAUCUGGAGGGUGCCCCGAGCCAACUGUAGUGUCUAUGAGAGCUGUGUGGACUGUGUUCUUGCCCGAGACCCCCACUGUGCCUGGGACCCUGAGUCUCGAACCUGCCGUCUUCUCUCUGCCCCCAACCUGAAUUCCUGGAAGCAGGACAUGGAGCAUGGGAACCCAGGGUGGGCAUGUGCCAAUGGCCCCAUGGGCAGGAGCCACCGGCCUCAGAGCCGUCCGCAAAUCAUUAAAGAAGUCCUGGCUGUCCCCCACUCCAUCCUGGAGCUCCCCUGCCCCCACCUGUCAGCACUGGCCUCUUACCACUGGAGUCACGGCCUGGCAGCAAUCCCAGAAGCCUCUUCCACAGUCUACAAUGGCUCCCUCUUGUUGUUGCCCCGGGAUGGAGUUGGGGGCCUCUACCAGUGUGUGGCCACUGAAAACAGCUUCUCAUACCCUGUGGUCUCCUAUUGGGUGGACAGCGAGGAACAGUCCCUGGCCCUGGAUCCUGAACUGGCGGGCAUUCCCCGGGAGCGAGUGGAGGUCCCGCUGACCCGGGUCGGUGGUGGGGCUGCCAUGGUUGCCCAGAGAUCCUACUGGCCUCACUUUCUCAUUGUCACUGUUCUGCUCGCCUUAGUGCUUUCAGGAGCCCUCAUUGUCCUCCUUGCCUCCCCACUGGGAGCUCUCCGGGCUCGGGGCAAGGUCCCGGGCUGUGGGACCCUGCCCCCUGGGGAGAAGGCCCCACUGAGCAGGGAGCAGUGCCUCCAGCCCCCCAAGGAAUGCAGGACCUCUGCCAGUGAUGUGGACGCUGACAACAACUGUCUGGGCACUGAGGUGGCUUAAACUCUGGGCACAGGCUAGAGCUGUUGAGUAGAGCAGGCUCCUGGCCAUGCUGACUGGGAGACCCUGAGCAGAGCACCCUGAUUAGGGUGGGAGUAGCGCAAAAGACCAUCUUCCUUCCAUGACUGGAGCUUCUCCUGCCACUAAGUGCCACCAAUGGCAUCCCGAGGGGCCGUUCAUGGCAGCCUGUCUUGCAUGGAACUCCCUUCUACCAAGCCAGGGGCUCUCUCACGGGAGACUGCCCCCAGGCCUGCACCUAUGACGAGAGGACCUGGAGAGGAUCUUACACUUCUGGCCAUUCCAGGGACCCUCCAGAAACAUACAGUUCCAGGAGAUAUGGAAAAACUGUUCCAGGACCCUGUGGUCAUGGACACCGAACAUCAAAAUGACCCUAAACUAAGACUCUGCUCCUGGAAACUCUACCUUGAAAGCAGCUACCACCUGGAUACCAACCCUCCCUUCUCCCAGGGGUCUCCAGGAUUCUCUAGGGAGCUUCCCAUUCCUGCUCCCCUUACCAACCAUGCACCACUGACUCUAGGAAGUCUUACCUAAAGUCUGACCAGCUUCCCUCUUGCUUUUAUUCAGGUAGAUUGUGUUCUUUCUGCCCUGGCUAGAAGGGCAGGGGUAAUCUGAGCCUUGUUCACUCCUUUACCCUGGAUGACCUCUUGACCUCUGACCUCUCCCCUUCCCUAUGUUUUGAGAUUCUGAACACUGCUUGUCACAGACAGUUUAUUUUUUAUUAAAAAGACAAAGCUCA
Molecule: messenger RNA, 3340 nt
Organism: Sciurus carolinensis (gray squirrel)
Lineage: Eukaryota; Metazoa; Chordata; Mammalia; Rodentia; Sciuridae
Gene: Sema4a
Product: semaphorin 4A
Exons: 15
Coding region: 304-2586 (760 amino acids)
Biological process (GO): semaphorin-plexin signaling pathway; positive regulation of cell migration; negative chemotaxis
Molecular function (GO): chemorepellent activity; semaphorin receptor binding
Source: RefSeq, a predicted model, not a curated record